AUGAUGGCUCCGCAGAUGCAUAUCCCAGUGCCGAAGGCCGUUCCUAUGCCCGGUGGGUGCGUGCCUGCUGCGCUCGAGUACGAGGGGCAGGCGCUGCUCGACAUCUUGGAGCGCGACCCCAACGGCGUCAUCGCGAACGACAUCCUCUACGGGCCCCGCCUCAACAGCGAGCAGCGUUUCAAGGGGAUCCACGGGGCUAUUCGCUAUCGCCUGUACCUGAAGCACUACGCUGUCGAUCGGAACGCGACGCUCUUUCCAUUCGUGACGGCGGCCGCAGAGAACCAGCCGCCCAGGCCAUUGAAGAACUUCGAGGUGCCCGAGAUUAGCGCUGGGCAGACGGCGGUCGUGGUGCAGUACAGUCAGAAGAUCUUGCAGGAGGGCGUCUACAGUGACUUCAGGGGGAGACUCCAGGCUGUCCAGACUGAUGUCGACUACAAGUUUGCCAUGAUAGGAGGUGCGACGAUGGUGGAGGCGUUCUAUCAUGGUUUUGAGCAGGAGCCCACCAACGAUCACAUCGUCCAGGUCAUUCUCAACGGGUUCGAGGGCGCUACCAUCUGGGGCCGGCGCAUGCCGAACGAUUCAAUCGACUGGUACAAGUCGGAGGCGAAUCGGUGGCACCACGGCUCCACAUACAACUUCAUUGAGAACCUGCGCGACAUCGCGAAUGCCGAGGCACAGUGGGCGGCCCACCGCGCCACCCACAACAUCUCAGUGCGGAGUUGCCCGACAGCGGGCGAGUUCAGGCACGAGAAAGUGUACGAGCGCUUCAUCAAGGAGAACUUCCCUCAGAAGUUCAAGAACUGGAUGCACUACGACAACAUGAAGAAGGCUGUUCACACUAUGAUGUCCAACAACGCGCUGUCUUCGUUCACCUCCUUCGCCGAGGAAGAGUGCGACUUUACCAACGCAUCGCUUGACAACUCGGCGGUGGCGACCCUGCUGAUGGAGGUCACGCAGCUGUUCGAGCACAACUUCAAGGGCUACAUCUCCAAAGAACUCUACGAGGCAUCUCUGCUGGAGGCCACGAAAUUCGUCAUGCCACUCCUGCAGAAGCCUGGCCGGAUCGACGUGCAGUGGAUCAUGCGCGACCACUCGUCCAGGAACCUCUUCCAACGCCUGCUGUGUCCCAUGGCGCCUGGCCUGAGCAAGGUGCACAUGAAGUACGAGAAGGACAAGAAGAAGAGGGGCACUGACGCAGGUGAUGGUGCUCCUGCGGCGAAGAGGGCGAAGAGCAAGAAGGCCUCGCAACCAGCAGUCCUCACCGCCACUGAGGACUUGGCCAGGGCCCCCGACGGCAGGGACAAAUACUUCCUCGACGACCUUUGCGCUUGCGUCGACUUCCCGCUGAACUUCCUCGAGAAGGGCGACAUCGACUGGGAUGCCGUCGGUCGCGCGAUCAGCAUCGGCAUGACCUUCUGCUUUCAAGGGAAGGAGUACGACGCGUGGUCCAACGUGCGACCUGCUGUGCAGCAGGAGGUGAUCAAGUCCCACAUGGUCUUCUACAGGAACUCGCUUCCGAACGUGUCAGCUGAUGCCUCUUCGAGCGAGGUGGCCGACGCAGUGACUGCGCGUUUGGGUCACGAGGAUGGCGUCCCCCUCCAGACAUCUGCUGUCGCUGACAACCUCAUCCAGACUAAGGUUGAUUCUAUCAUCGGUGCGUUCAACAGCCAGACCUUCAUCUUGGGGGUGACCACCUUCGCUAGCAUGAACAAAAUGAAGAGCAAGCCCGCCCUCCAACCAGCUUUCGCUAAUAUCCAGCAUGAGGUCGGCCGGCGGAUGAACGACAUGGGCUGUUCCGUCGAUAUCAUCGACUCCCACGUGCCCUUGAGGACUCUCCUCUUCGUAGUGUUCGAAGUGUGUUCGACGGUGUUUCCCAAGGGCAUGUUCCACUUCAUCUGGGGCGUGGCCGCGCUGUCUGCCGAGGAGCCGCUGGCGCCGCUCAGCGCGCUCUCCUACGGGGCCAUCGCCGACAGGGAGUCGCUCCAGGCAUUCAUUCGCCUUCGGGCAUCUUACCUUCGAGAGAUCUUGAACACGAUGGCGAGCGGGCCCUCGCGCCUUACGACGGAGGACUGCACUGCGCACGUCUUCGAGAUCACGAACCGCAUGGACGCCAUCGGGAUGAUGGACUGCUCGCAGAUCACCGGAGAGCAGUGGGUGAAUAGCCACUCCAGCGUGAACGCAGUUUUCGUGGGCACCUACGACGAGGAGAAACUCGAGACAGUCCUCCUCAAAGCUGCUGCGGCCACGUCUUCUGCUUCUUCCCCUUCGCACGUGGCGGAGUCGGAGUCGCCGCCGACGCCAGCGCCGGCUGCCGCUCCAGAGACUCGUGGCUUCCUUGCUGCGGCUGCUGCGGCUGCUGCUUCUGCGGAGCCUGAGGAGGAGGACGCGACGGUCUCGAUUGCAGCCCUCAAGCUCAAGCUUCACCAUUCAUCUGGAACCAGCGGGGCCGUCAUCAAGGCCUUCAUCAAGUCGUUGGAGGCGUGGUUGCUCCAGCAGGUCAGUGGCAUCGUGGUGAGCGACGACGGUGAGACCUUCUUCAGGCCAGACGCGCGCUUGGACAGCAUCAAAGUGAACCCCAAGGCCAAGCCGCUGAGGUUGAUGGCCGAGGCUAUGCCCAAGAACUUGCGCCUGAAUUUCUCAGGCCGCGUCGUGCAGAUGCCAGUUAUCGGGAGUUUGCCAUUGUGCCAGGCGUUUGGCGUCCACUUCUUCGUGGCCAGCGGCAGCGAGUACGACAACCUUGACAACCCCGACGCUCUGCAGAUUGCCUGGCUCGUGAAGACUGCGACGAAGAGCGCGGCAGUCACCAUGAGCGUCGUCAAGUCGACAGUGCCCUACGAGUUCGUCUACAACGCGGGCGUGCAGAUCAAGGUCGUGACCGACGUGACGCUCCACAGCCUGGUGCCCGAUGCAGACUGGAUCGAAUGCAACACCGAGCUGGUUCGCCCCAAGAUCGACGCGAUGAUCACCAAGGAGACCGCGCCGCCAGCCAAGGCGCCCACUCCCGAGCAGGUCGCAGCCAAGGACCUGAAGGACUUGAAGGGUAAGUGGAAGCCCUGCGCCCACCUCUUCAAGUAG
Messenger RNA from Prorocentrum cordatum, 3075 nucleotides. The record is from the annotation of a GenBank genome assembly. Lineage: Eukaryota; Dinophyceae; Prorocentrales; Prorocentraceae.